Mixia osmundae IAM 14324 is the source of this 258-nucleotide messenger RNA. RefSeq lists its product as uncharacterized. The record is from RefSeq and is a predicted model, not a curated record. NCBI's taxonomy places the organism in Eukaryota, Fungi, Basidiomycota, Mixiomycetes, Mixiales, Mixiaceae. The transcript is spliced from 3 exons. The annotation marks the transcript as partial.
UGGAUCGACAACUGCUGUACAGCCACGCUCAACCACACAAUCACAGUCGGAUACACGAAUUAUAAGUUCCGCAGCGAAGGUGAAGCUCUUACGGUCACUUGCGGUGUUGGACAAGCGCCAAGUUACGAUCUGCCCAUCAUGGAUAUGUGCAGGCAAAAGUUCCCCCAAGAAGUGUCGCACGGUUGUGAGUUGUAUCUUGCUCAAAUCGAUGCCAAGCCUUGGGACGAGCCCAUGCCGCCUCCGAUCAUCGAAGACUAG